This is a messenger RNA of Armigeres subalbatus, 5998 nucleotides long. Its product is annotated as cadherin-23-like. Gene Ontology annotation, biological process: homophilic cell-cell adhesion. Gene Ontology annotation, cellular component: plasma membrane. Bases 487 to 5733 code for a protein of 1748 amino acids. Gene Ontology annotation, molecular function: calcium ion binding. Lineage: Eukaryota; Metazoa; Arthropoda; Insecta; Diptera; Culicidae. The transcript has 22 exons. The record is from RefSeq and is a predicted model, not a curated record.
CCACUUGGCCAAACUAAAACUCGCAGAACUUUCUCAAUAUACCGAAAACAUGUUCAAGUGAAUCUGAUAGCGGUCGCUGAAAGUAACGGAAGAUAACAAAACGUGACCAGUUUGGCAUUUGAUUGAACUAUUCACUCAAUACAGGGGAAGAGUUAAAGUGUCCAGACAAAAUCAGCGAUAAGAAUAAAUUGGGGUAGCUGACUUAGCUCGCAUUCUUCGUCAAUGAAGUAUUUAAUGAGUAAUAAGGAAAUUUCCCGUUAUAAAUCUGUUGAUUGAAAUGAUAGCAAAUCAGUUAAUCUAAUUUGACAUGUCUUCAUCUGUGCGAUGAUGUGCGCUACAUUGUUCUCCUGCGAAGAAUAUCAACAGCUUGUUUGUGUAUGAACAUCCAUCAAAACCAGAAAGCCACCAACAGAAGCGAGAGGUGUUAUCUAUUAAAAGUUAGAAGAAAAUUUGGAUACCGAAAAUCUGCAUGGAAAAAAAAUCGUCAUGGAUUGGAAGAGAAGCAAAAUUUUGAUAUCAUUAAUUCUGCUAUCCUUCCUGUGUCGAUGCCCUGCUACACCUGCAGGGGAAUGGACUUUGCCGUAUCUCACAUCUCUCGAACCCGAAAAGGUUGUCAUCGGCGAAUACUUAGACGAUGUCCGGGAACAAACCAUCACGGUGUGGGAAGAAAUGGACACCCCGAUUCGGAUAGCCAAGAUUAACUACAAGGGCAACAAUCUCACGGUUGGAAACAAACCAACGCACCUAGCAUUGAUUCAGGACACCGAUUGGUAUCUUGAAAUUACCAGUCGUAUGGACUACGAACAAGAAUCACAUCGAUUGUCUUCUAUAACUCUUGUCAUCGAGGGUAACGUUUUAAAUACGUUUACUGUGGUGAGCAAUUUAGUCAACAUUCUGGACAAUGCUCCUUCAAUGUAUAGCGAAGGAAAUUGCAGAAUUCCAGAGUACGAGGAAGACUUCCUGUCCGAUUGUCAGUUCACAGUGCACCACGCUGACGGUUUCAAUCAAAAUGAUAUCGAAGGAAAAUAUACAAACGAAUUAAAAUUUGAGAUAUCUGAAUUUAACGAUACCUUUGAAAUGGAGCAAACAAUUGUUCAGGGUGAGUUCAACCAGCUGUUUAAUCUGAGUGUCAUCCAAGGUUUAAAUUAUGCUGAUCGAGCGGUUUACACCUUUUCGAUCACUGUUCACGACCUGCAUCGGACCCACAACUUCACCCUAAGCACUGUAGUACAGGUUCAGAAUGUGGAGAGCCGAGUUCCGAUUUUCACGCAUCCAUUUACUACACAGCGGAUUACGGAGAAGACGUCAUUCAACACAACAGUCACAGCAAUCGACGGAGAUACGGGAAUUAACGCCCCCAUUUGUUAUGAGCUGGAAACCGAAGUACCUGAAUAUGCUGAAUACUUCAGUAUAAUGCUCGAUGAGGAUGCUAAACAUGGAAUAUUGCAAGUGAAACCUAUUGAUCGGGAUGUGGAGAAAAAUGAGUACUAUCAGUUUAAGAUUAUGGCCUAUAAGUGCCACAACCAAAUGUACAAUAUUACUAGUGAAGCUGCUAUAAUUCUAGAUGACCUUAAUGAUAACGCACCAACGUUCAAUGUAACGCCGCAUAGUUUAGAAUUUUGGGAAAAUACCUUAAUGGAACUGCCAUUCGACUACUUCUACAUUGAGGAUAUUGAUUUGGAUCGCCACGCAACGUACAGCGUUUAUCUGGAAGAAGACAUUUCUGGCACGAUUCACUCCGAUCCGGACUCCUUCAGCAUCAUUCCAAGAAGUGGUUAUCAGCUUGCUUCUUUCAUACUAACGAUCGUCAAUACAAAACAACUUGACUUCGAGCUACCGGAACGGCGUCAGUUUGAUCUUAUCAUAACGGCUGUCGAGGCAGCAAAUGCUUCCCACACUAACCAGCAGAGUAUUGCCAUCAAGCUUCGCAACUGGAAUGAUGAAAUGCCUGAAUUCGAUAAAGAAAUCUACGAAAUCUCAAUCAAUGAAACUAUUGCAGAAAAUGAAGAGAUGCUGACGGUGACGAUCACCGAUCGCGAUGUAGAUGACGAAGUGAAGCUUCGUAUAAUGAGUCUUAUUGGAGAAGACAUGGCAGUAGAUCCCGUAACUAUUCCCGAUCAGGAUUAUGAAGUACCAACCUUCGUAUUCAGGAUAAGUACAAAAAAGAAUGACACUUUCGAUUACGACGUAGCGCAUGAGGUGAUCCUCCAACUGGAGGCAACGGAUACGCUGCAAACUGAAAAGAAUGAAUCUCUUCAUCAGACUUUCGCACAGGUGGUGAUCAAAGUUCUUGAUAUCAACAACAAACCACCGUCAAUCACAGUGCCACGGGAAAGAAUUCAUAUCUUUGAAAACUCGGAACCCGGUACAGUUGUUUUGAUUGAAAGUACUGGAGAGGAAGCGAUUCUGAUAGGAACCGAUACUGACACGGACGCCCAACUCCAAUUUAGUAUCGAUUGGGCGACUAGCUACGCCGUAAAAGGAGGAUCAUCUGUCAAACCGGAAAUCUUCAAAGAAUGUUUGAUUAUUGACCAGGAUUCAACCGAUCGAAAUCGCGUAACGGGAAAGAUUAUAGUAAAUCCGGAGCUUGAUCAGCAAACGAUAAACCAACGACUGGAUUACGAAGAAUACGAUACAUUGUUCAUCACUGUUCGUUUGGUAGACGAAAACCAGGUUGUUCCACCAGGGGAUACUGAAUCCCUUGUAGUUAUACAAAUUGGCAACGUCAAUGAUAAUGAACCGCAAUUUGUCGGCAACACGCUGACUGUAGAACGCAACGUAUUAGAAGAAGCAUCAAAUGGAACUAUUGUCGGUAGUGUUGAGGCUAUUGAUAGGGACGGAGAUGAGAUAAUCUUUUCGAUAUCUGCAAAAAGUCCUAAUCACGAGGGUCUUAUUACUAUCGCAUCGAAUGGAAUGCUAACAGUCAAUGCUUCGGAAGAGAAAUAUAUUGAUUGCGAUGUGCCAAUUACCUACGCAAUUGCACUGGAGAUUACACUCUCCGAUGGACUCCACGUUACCAACGGCUCCCUCGAAAUCUUAAUCACCGAUACCAACAACAAAAGCCCGACUUUUAGCGAAUCAAUCCCAGCCGUAGUGGAGAUUUUUGAAAAAUCCCAAUCCGGAACCGAAAUCCUUCAACUGAAUGUGCAAGAUCUGGAUCGCGAUUCGCCGCACAACUUGGUAUCAUUCGAAAUCGAUUUCAAAACUUUCCCAGAGUUGCGAAACUUUUUCGAAGUGACUAUAGAGGAGGACGACUCGGGCGAACGUUUGAACCAAACGGCAGUGGUUCUGGUGAAGGAAAACAAUUACGAGCUGGAUCGUGACACCGGAACGGAUCGUUUCACGAUCAAUGUGAAGGCACAGGACAACCCGGGCAACACCGGUAGGCGGAAUUCGGACGAGGCCAGUUUCACACUGAUCUUGCUGGAUAUCAACGAUCAGGAACCCAAAAUGCCAGUUUUGGCUAGUUUGAGACUAACGGAGGACGCCCAGGAGGGAGCGAUACUGGUGGAACGAUUCGAAGCUACCGAUUUGGAUGAUCGUACCACGCCCAAUGCGAAAAUUAACUACCGGUUAAUGGACAUUAAGGCAGCCGGCGACAACUCCCCGGAGGCGGCUGCACAAGACACAACCAGUGAACCCCUCUUCACUCUUACUUCGCUGGACGAAUUUGCGACCCGGCUCUCGGUGGGGCGGGCUCUGAAAACUUUCUACGGAAGCUGGUCGGUCCAGAUUGAGGCAUGUGACCGAGGAGACGAGUACGACCGAUUGGAAGACAGCCCUCGACUGUGUAGCAAUUCCACCUACACCGUUCAGGUCGAUCCGGUCAACUAUAUGGCACCGAAAAUCGAAUUUCCCGGCGAUGACGAACGUAUUCGAAUAAAGUUCGAAUCGCUGACCAAUGGGCAACCAUUGGUUGACACGCAGGGCAACACGGUGAAGAAUUUCUGGGCCACCGACACGGACGGAGGAAACUUCGGGGUGGUCACCUUCAGCUUGCAGAGUCAAGACGAUUCAUCUCAGGAUCACGUGUUUUUCCAGCUAACCGUAAUCGACAAGCAUACGGUGCGACUGGAGUUGGCAAAUGCAGAAGCAAUACAAGCUCGUUCCUAUCGGGUCAUUUUGCACGCCGUUGACGGUGGUGGGAGAUCAGCAACACCGGUAAAUAUAGUAAUAGCAUUCAUCAACAUGACCGGUGAACCAGAGUUCCAAGAUGAGGAUUCGCCAUUCCACACGGAUUUCACUGAGAAUGAGGAGGGCAUGGAAGAGGAACGAACCAUUCCCGAAGCCAUAGAUCCAAAGAACGCCGAGCUACCAGAAGGAGAGCACAGCAACGUGUUCUACUUCAUCGAUCUUACAUAUGGCAACGCAAGCCAUCUUUUCCAACUAGACAAGGAAACCCGCAUUCUUCGUCUCACGCAAGAGCUCGACCGCGAGGAAAUUCCAUCGCAUGAAAUCCGUGUAAUCGCCACCAAUAACGUUAACGGUCCAACGGCUACCCUUACCGCGGACUCGCGUUCUCAGCUGAUCGUCUACAUAAAAGUCAACGAUGUCAAUGACAACCCGCCCAAGUUUCAGCAGCUGUCCUAUUCGGCCGGAAUAACCGCCAACGAUUAUUCGGGCAAAAUUUUGUUCGAAGUUUUCGCCGACGAUCCAGACGAGGACGACGUUAUCAGCUACUCGAUCGACGAAACGACACUGGAGACUCACGGUACCAACCUUCCCACGAGUCCAUUCCCGUUCGCAAUGAACAAGGAAAAUGGACAACUGUCGUUGAGCGUCCAAAUUCAGGAUAACAUGAAGGGUCACUUCACCUUCACGAUUGUUGCCAAAGACUUGGUUGAUCACAACGAUACGGUGCCAGUCAAAAUAUACAUAAUAGCCGAAUCCAAUCGUGUUAAAUUUGUAUUCCUGAACAAUGUCGAUGAUAUCAACACUGCGGAAAUGCGUGAAUUCUUGAAAACCGAGUUCACCACAUACUACGAAAUGGAAUGCAAUAUUGAUGACGUGGUACAGGGUACCAUUGAUGCGACGACCAAAAGUGGAGACUUGGUGACGGAUGUUCGUGCUCAUUUCAUCCAGAAUGAUGAAGCCGUUGAAGCAGUGGUUAUACAGCAACGUUCCAACGAUCGCGUCUUCGUAACUAAUCUAAAAACGGCCCUAUCUGCACGACAGCUCUUCCUUCAAGAUGUGCCCGUAACGAGCGUAACCGAAGCAGAAGAAAACAGCGAACUCCUGCAAACAAUCCUGAUAGUGGUCGCUGCUGCAUUGGCCAUUCUUUGCAUAAUCCUGUUGGUAGCAUUCUGUAUCAAAAUACGCAGCCUCAAUCGGCAGCUGAAGGCAAUGUCGGCUACCGAUUUCGUGUCUAUUGCAUCCGAUAUGAACAUCGGGGGAGGAGGCGGUCGAAAAGUACCAACCACAAAUGUCUUCUCUGUCGAAGGAUCCAAUCCGGUUCUCAACAAUCGAGAGUACACCAAGGGAGCGUACGACGACGUCAGUGUUCAAUCAUACGAAUCAGAUUUUAUUGGAAUUGACAACGACUUGUUCGCCAACUCAAAGCAAAAGGAUGAUGGACUCAAUCCCGCUCUGAUGGAGCACAUCCGGCAGCGGUCGUUAAACCCGCUGGUUCAUGGUGGAUCAGGUGCGGACAUAGGGGAUUCUAUAAAGCUCGAGCCGGAACCUCCGGCACGGCCGAAGACAGACAAUAACGAUGAACUGAUACAUCGAUUUUGAGCGCUGGGAGAAUAUGUAAACGUUAAAGCAAGAAGUUAUGUCCCAUGUUCGAUUCGCUGCAUUGCCCUUCAAUGUGGUCAAGUGGAAUGAGGUAUUUUUAUGAUGUCUAUAAUUCAGACACUGCGCAAUGGAAUAAGGACAGCAUAUUAUCUUAUUUUGAUAACAAGCACUUUACGACUUUUAACAUUGUUUUAUUUUUAUAUUCAUUACAGCUAUUAUUGCCAAUUAAUAAAUCUGUGACAUGGGUUACAUAAAUGGUGUUUCA